UGUCAAAGAUACGCAAUUUCGUGAGUAGAAGCAGUUCCACCCAUUUGAGAAAAAAUCCAAAAAUUCUACAAUCAAACAGAUCAUCUACGUUUAUAUUUAUGCAAAUUGUAUAGGCAAGGACACCAAGAAACCAAGGACAACUUGAGAUUACGUGCACAAGGGCAAAAGGAGCCAAAAUUUGUGAUAUCAUGUACUGCCCCUAUUGUGGCAAGGAAUUGCCCUGUGGAUUUGAAAAUUUUUUAUGCUGCACAUUUUGCGGCAAAUCACUGCCAGAUUGGUCCAGCAGACAAAUUGAAAACUCUAACAGAGAUGUGGCAAGUGCAGCCAUUGCUGGUGUGAGUGGCCUCAGUUCAAGUUCAAGUGCAGGUUUCCUUGAGCCGAAAAAGGAAGACCUACCCCAGCUGCUCCAAACAUUCAAAAAAAUGAGAGAAAAGAGGAACACUGAAAGGAACUCUUUUUUUACAAACAAGAAAUCAAGAUUUUCAAUGAAGGACAAUGAAGUGAAUAUCAGAGUGGGAAUUCUCAUACCUAAAAACGGCUGUUUAAAGCCUUUUAGGGGGAAGACCCUGAAAGUGACUGUAAGGCCAAGCUGGACUGCAGAGGAGACUUUGCAGGCCUGUUUGGCCAAACACAGAGCCCACAAUGGACAUGAAAUGGAAGAGGGAGGAUACUGUCUGACUUAUGACAGUGGCAAGGUGGUGGAACACCUCCCUGAAGGAAACCCCCCUGCCAAGUUCACCAUCAGGGGAUAUAAGGAGCAAAUUCAAAAGGACUGGCAGAGGCUUGUUCUAUACAUUUGUGCUAGGGAGCACCUAGAAAAAGAAGAAGCACAUGUAGAGAUAUUAACAAGUGAUGAAGAGUCCGAUUUAGAGGAAUGGAUACACACUAAAGAAGUUGGCUGUAGAGUUGAUGCAGGAACUCCAACUGUGAGCUUCAGGGUUGAUGCCUCCAGCACUAGGACUGAACAGUCAUCAUAUGAGACUUAUGUUGAGGCAUUACAAGAUGAUCCAGAUGAUUACCCAGAAGAGGUGUGGUCCACAAAUGUGGAAACCCAAGAUACAAAUGCCAGUCCUGAGCAAGAAAUGGAUCUCACAGCUCUUGUCAUUGCUUGGCAAGAACAAAAUGCCAAGACAGAAGAUGAGGAACUGAUUGUGCGGAGGAGGAAACUUUUAAACAGUGUCCUAUCUGCCACCAAGAGAGAAGGAUUUUCUUUUUUUAAAAUUCCCAAAGUGGAAUUUUCCGGAGAGAAAGCCCUAGAUGAUGGUGGGCCACGAAGAGAGUGUUUUAGACUACUUAUGAAAGAAAUUUCAUCUCUGGAUAUAUUUGAAGGCCCUCCAGAGGCCCUUGUCUUUAGACAUAAUGUCACUAAAUUGGAGGCAGGAAGCCACCAUAAAUCAGGGCAGCUGGUUGCCUGGAGCAUUCUCCAUGGUGGACCUGGGUUCCCCAUGCUCCACCCCCUGCUCUUUGAAAAGAUGGUGGGGAGGGAGCCAAAGAGGGAGGACAUUCCUAAGUAUAUAGGAUUACUUUUGCCAGAGGAGAAAGAUAAGCUCAACAAGAUAUAUUGCAGUGAUAAAACAGAAUUUGACGCAGUGGUGGCAGCUGAAAUGGAUUGGAUAUGUGACCAGGGGAUUUUUAAGUUUUCUUUCGAGGAGAAGGAAACAAUGAUAUUUCAGCUUCUGCUGAACAUAGUAUAUUACAAGAGUAAAACAGAAGCGGAUGAGUUUUUGGGUGGACUGAAUAGUAUAGGGCAGUUGGGGGUGCUGAUGCACAAAUACCCUUCCUCUUUACAGAGGUUGUUUGUGCACAGUACCUCUGCUGUCACAAGGAUGUGGUUUAAAGAUAACAUGUCCUAUGUCCACAGUGACAAUAGUGCUGUCAAAGAUGUUGAAGAAGAUACAGUACUGCUGUGGGAAAGAUUCCUACAGGACUGUGAGAGUGGAAGGUCACAGGUCACACUUCAUAAAGUUUUGGGCUUCAUAACCGGAGCAGAAGAAAUCCCACCAGGUGGUUUCGAAAAAAAGUUAGAGGUUGGGUUCUUCAUCCCCAGUGAAAGGUGUCGGUUCCCCUGGGCAUCAACAUGUGGCCUGUAUUUACACCUGCCCACGGGAGAUGACCUGGGAGAUCUACUUGUCACAGCAAUCCAAGAAGGAAUGGGGUUCUCCAUUUCAUAAGUGCAGAUUAUACAACAUAUUGUUUAUACACAGCACUGUAAUUAUCUUCUCACCUAGUGAACGUUGUAGGUUCCCUUGGGCAUCAACUUGUGGGCUAUAUUUACACCUGCCUAAAGGUGAAGAGGACCUGGGAGGAUUGCUGGUGAGAUCUGUGACUGAGGGAAUUGGCUUAAUUCUCAAUUUCUUAGCAACAAUACGAACAGUAUGGAUUUGUUAUGUAAAGAAAUUCUACCAUGGAAUUUGAAGACUAGCUGAUAGUAGAAUUUGCACUCUAGCUAAUAGUAUAUUAUUAUGUGCACGGAUAUAUUCAAAGAUCCUAUGGGCUGCAAUAGCAAGACAGUUUUGUUUUCAUCACAUAAGCAGCUGUAAGGCAACUUCACAGAUGUACAUGUGCUUGCUUGCUUAAAUGAUGUUUGGUAGUUUUAACUAUGGAUUUAAACAUUUUUAUGUUUGGUGUGCAACUGUAGCGUAUACAAAUAAUAUAACAUUUGUUUUGGAAAUGUAAAGACCAUUUAUUUUUUUAGACCUUUUAAAACAUGCCAAUGGUGGAAAAAAUAAUGUAGAACAAUACAAUUAUAAAGAAGAUAGAUGAGAGAAACUGCAUGGCUCUGCAAAGUAUAUAAUACACACUUGAAAAGGUGUUACAGACAAUCUGUAAGGAGUAUUGUUUGUUUAUUAAGCAGAUUAGCAUUAUUGAGAUUUUAGCAGCAAGACAGCUUGGCAGGACAUAAAUGUGGCCUAACACUCAAUAAAUACACACUAAGGACAUAUCUAAAUAGAAAAAGUAAGAUGUCAUAUCAUUUUUAAUAAAUGAUAAUGAAAAAGCUUUAAAAGAUUAUCAUUCAA
Molecule: messenger RNA, 3017 nt
Organism: Lingula anatina
Lineage: Eukaryota; Metazoa; Brachiopoda; Lingulata; Lingulida; Lingulidae
Molecular function (GO): ubiquitin-protein transferase activity
Source: RefSeq, a predicted model, not a curated record